CGAUGUACGCUAUUUCUUCUGUUCUAUUUAUGUUUGCUCAAACAGUGUAAAAUUUUUGUCAACACCAUGGAUUCAGCAUUCAAAAGGGACAAGGAUAACAAGAAGACGGUGGUGUCAAAAUUUGAGUUAUUUAAGAAACCCAUCAACACUCAUAAUGUACUGUUUUACUACGUUCCAUUCUACGGAGCAGCGAGUUACAGUGCUUUAUCUGUUAAUGUUUUAAAUCCCGGCUUGGGAGUAAGGAUGUUCCCGAAACGUGAUGUGACAAAUAUAUUGCUGUUGUCUACUUUAAUUGGAACUGGUCUGUAUAUAUAUGACAGGAAGCACAUGAGAGCAGCACCGAAAAUUCCAAAAGUUGGAUACAGUGUAUUUGGAGCUCUAAUGUUCAGUUUUGGCUCUGUUCUGAUGUGGGCAGUAAUGAGGAGCAUUCUGCCAGAGAACAGUAUCAUUGCUACAACCUGUGGCAUAUCGUCAGCACUUGGAUUAGUAAAAGCCGGAACGAAUUAUUUGGAGUUUGUUGACUCACAGGUGAAAAACUGAGUUUUUCUUAUGAAAGUACCCUUUGUAUGUUAUGAAUUUUCGGAGUACAAUUAGAUAAUUUAGCUUCAAUGUAAAGGAGUCACUGAUUUCAUUAUGUGUUAGCAUAUAAUAUUUACUGUUAUGUAAAUUUAAAAGUGCCAAGCAUUUUUCCCAGAUACAAAUUCUUAACUGUAGUCACUUUGAUCAAUGACUGCACCCUUAUUACAGAUGUAUUUCUUAUUAAAGAGGCAUGCUGAUUACACCUCUGAAAGCAACAGGAUAUUUUUCUGUGUAUACUUCCUUCGUGUAUUUUGUUGUGCUUUCCAAUUUUUAAAUAUUGAGGAAUGUUGUUUCUGGCAGUCACCCUCAUACUUUUGUUUGUUGAAACUGGGUUGUAACAACCUUUUUUUUAAAAAAAAUUACAUCCUUGAAUAUGUUAUAUACCCAAGAAGGAUAUCUCCAUUUUGAAAAUGUAUUUUGUAAGUGUACAACCACUAUUAGCCUGAAAUAAAUGAAAUAAAAUGUUUUGAUGUGUA
This is a messenger RNA of Schistocerca serialis cubense, 1055 nucleotides long. RefSeq lists its product as uncharacterized. Bases 67 to 540 code for a protein of 157 amino acids. The record is from RefSeq and is a predicted model, not a curated record. NCBI's taxonomy places the organism in Eukaryota, Metazoa, Arthropoda, Insecta, Orthoptera, Acrididae. The transcript is spliced from 3 exons.